Molecule: messenger RNA, 1358 nt
Organism: Cuscuta europaea
Lineage: Eukaryota; Viridiplantae; Streptophyta; Magnoliopsida; Solanales; Convolvulaceae
Source: the annotation of a GenBank genome assembly
AAUAAAUCACGUGUUACAGGCUAUACCGGUUCUCCCACUGAAUCCGAAAAACUUCUCCAUCCGUAUAAGUACUUCCAUCACCAUGCACAAAGUAUUUCCAUCCCACUGUCGAUCACUACCUACAGUCCAAAACUUGUUUAUUUGGUCAGAUCUGUAUCUCUCCGGCCAUUCUUGAUUUUCCGGCCAUGCCGAUCCACAAGAUUGCGUUCGGGCACCACGAUGAGCUCCGGCAUCCGGGCAACCUCAAGGCGGCUCUGGCGGAGCUCAUAUCCACCGUCAUCUUCGUGUUCGCCGGCCAGGGCUCAGGCGUGGCGAUCAGCAAGUUGACCCACGAUGGUCCCACCUCCCCUGCCGGCCUCAUCGCCGCCGCCCUUUCCCACGCUUUGGCUCUGAUCGUGGCCAUCUCCGUCGCCGCUAACGUCUCCGGCGGCCACGUCAACCCCGCCGUGACCUUCGGCGCCUUCAUCGGCGGCAACAUAUCUUUCUUCCGCGGUCUCCUUUACAUCAUUGCUCAGCUUAUUGGGUCAACGGCCGCUUGCUUCCUCCUCCAAUUCGUCACCGGCGGCCUGCCUACCGGAACUUUUGGUCUUGCCGGAAUAUCCGUUUGGAACGCACUGGUGUUAGAGAUCGUGAUGACCUUCGGCCUCGUCUACACCGUUUACGCAACGGCGAUCAACCCAAAGAGGGGAGACAUCGGAACCAUUGCUCCCAUCGUCAUCGCCUCCCUCGUCGGAGCUAACAUUCUGAUCGGCGGCGCCUUCGACGGAGCAUCGAUGAACCCGGCGGUGGCAUUCGGACCUGCCCUGGUGAGCUGGACCUGGACUUCCCACUGGGUGUACUGGGCAGGACCCAUCGCCGGCGGUGGCCUCGCCGGAGUUGUGUAUGAGGUCAUCUUCAUGCCCCACCACACCCAUGAGCCAUUGCCCCGUGAGGAAUUCUAAAUCCAGAGUUUCUCAUCCGAUCUUCUUGUAAUCUGUUGUUCUUCGUCCUUGUUUCUUCAAGCUUUGAGUGUAUGCUGCUAUGGAGUUUAAGUCUGUUGUUGAGUGUAUCCUGUAAUUUCUGGGCUUCUUAUUUUGUGAUGAAUUAUUAUUGAAUUCGGAGCUAUUUUUUUCUUCAUGUUAUUAAGUGAAUAUUUAUGCUUAUUAUGAACUCAACUACUUAUGUUAUUUGAUCCCUUCAAACAACUUUUUAAUUAGGAAAUCCAUAUGAUUCUCUCGUGGAAUAUGGAGUCCUAUGAGAUUCUUGAAUAACAACAAACACUUAUGAAUCCAAUGGCGGAUUUAGAAUUCAACUUUUGGGUAUCCAUUUUUUUGUACAUUUAAUUCUUGAAAGAAAAAUAAAUAAUUCAAUUAACUUUA